AAACAAACAAUUGCCCUCUCACUUCACAAUUCUUCAAUCUUAGUCAAUUCAGAGAAAAACAAAAAAACAAAAAAACUUCAGCGCGAUUUGUUCGGGGCCAACGGGUUCCUCUCUCCUCUAUUAUUAUCGCGAAAUAAUCAGCGGCGGGUUCAUCAUUCCUUUUUGACUCAACCCGGUCCCCGUUCUCCACCUGAGAUCUUCCCUUGCCUUUUCCCCCCCUUCCCCCAGUUUUGUUGUGCGGUGGAUUUUCUCCGUUGGGUUGCUCCCUGUCACUUUUACCUUUUGGUCCUACAGUCCUGUUCGCGGUGACACAAUGGCGAGCGUCAAGGAAACCGUCAAAGAAACUCUCGUUGGCAGCAAAGAGGCGCCCGAGCUGUCGCACCAGGCCCGCUCCAUCUUCGUGCGCCACGCGCAAAAGGACGAAAAUGGCGACCUGUUCAUGACCGAAGAUGAGUUUAUCAAUGCAGUUGCUCCCAAGCAGGAGGACUAUCACAAAAUCAAGCGCGAGCAAUAUGGCAUCCUCUUCCGAGUGGCAGACCGACGGAGAACUGGCAAGCUCAGCCUCGCCGACUGGGCCACCUUCGAGAACCUCCUUGCGAAGCCCGAUGCGGAGUACGAGAUUGCGUUCCGUCUGUUCGACCUCGAGGGCAGCGGUACCGUGAAGUGGGAGACUGUCAAGGGAAUGUACAAUCAGAACAAGAGUGCCGACAGCAUUCCCUUUGACUGGAACUCCGAAUGGGCCUCCCUGUACACCGGCCGCACCAAAUCGCGCCACGACAUGACCUACCCCCAAUUCUCCCAGAUGCUGCGCGGUCUGCAGGGCGAGCGCAUUCGUCAGGCCUUCCACAUCUUCGACAAGGAUGGUGAUGGCUACAUUGAGCCCGAGGACUUCCAGCGCAUCAUCCUGGAAACCUCCCAGCACAAGCUCUCCGACCACCUGCUCGAGAACCUGCCGACCCUGUGCAACAUCUCGACCAGCAAAAAGAUCUCUUAUGCUACUGUCCGCGCUUUCCAGAACAUCAUGCGCGAGAUGGACAUUAUCGACUUGAUUGUCCGUGAGGCCACCCUCAAGAGCACUGACGGCAAGAUCACCCGCUCCGAUUUCCUGAAUGAGGCCGCCCGCGUCACCCGCUUCUCCCUGUUCACCCCCAUGGAGGCCGAUAUUCUCUUCCACUUCGCCGGUCUGGAUGCGCCCUCCGGCCGUCUAUCCCAGAAAGACUUUGCCAAGGUUAUCGACGCCUCAUGGCGUAUCCCUGUCGCAGUUGCAGGUCAGGCGAUGGAAGCUGCAGCCACCAAGACCGAGGCCUUCUUGCACAGUGUGUUGGAGUCGGCGCACCAUUUCGCCCUGGGUAGUUUGGCGGGUGCUUUCGGUGCUUUCAUGGUGUACCCCAUUGACCUGGUCAAGACCCGUAUGCAGAACCAGCGGUCCAAUCGUCCCGGUGAACGCCUCUACAACAACUCGCUUGACUGCGCGAGGAAGGUUAUCCGGAACGAGGGUUUCACUGGUCUGUACUCGGGUGUUAUCCCGCAGUUGAUCGGUGUGGCUCCGGAGAAGGCUAUCAAGCUGACCGUCAACGAUCUUGUUCGUGGCGCCUUCACUGACAAGGAUACCCACAAGAUCUGGUAUCCCCAUGAGAUCCUGGCUGGUGGUACUGCUGGUGCCUGUCAAGUGGUCUUCACCAACCCCCUUGAGAUCGUCAAGAUUCGUCUGCAGGUCCAGGGAGAGAUUGCCAAGAACGUCGAGGGUGCUCCCCGCCGCUCUGCCCUCUGGAUUGUGAAGAACCUUGGUCUCGUCGGUCUGUACAAGGGUGCAACCGCUUGUCUGCUGCGUGAUGUUCCCUUCUCCGCCAUCUACUUCCCCACAUACGCCCACCUGAAGUCCGACUUCUUCGGCGAAACCGCCACCAACAAGCUGGGCGUCGUCCAACUCCUCACUGCCGGUGCCAUCGCCGGUAUGCCCGCCGCCUACCUGACCACCCCCUGCGACGUGAUCAAGACCCGUCUGCAAGUCGAAGCCCGCAAGGGCGAGACAAAAUACACCGGCCUGCGCCACUGCGCCACAACAGUGUGGAAGGAAGAAGGUCUGAAGGCCUUCUUCAAGGGCGGUCCAGCCCGUAUCCUCCGUUCCUCCCCACAGUUCGGUUUCACUCUCGCCGCCUACGAAGUCCUCCAGAAGAUGCUCCCCCUGCCCGGCUCGGAACAGGACGUCUCCCCCACCGGCCAGGUUGAGCCUGGUGUUGGUCUCCGCGGCGCCAAAGCUCCCCUGCCAUACCUCCGCUCAAGGAACGCCCUCAAGCUCAUCCUGGAUGUGGACCAGAAUAUCGGCCGAGUGCAGGUCCCUCGGCCCGAGAGCUGGCCUAAAAUCAUGCAGGCUGGUAAGCAGUGAUGGUGAUGGCCGGGUCCUUGUCUUUGGUUACAUAGCGAUAUGAUUUUCACAAUUUCCGGGGGAUUGCAUGCUGUGUUCUUUUUUUUUUCUCUACAUUUUUUACAUUUUUUCUUGUGUGUCUCGCCCUCCCAUCCGUUUAGCAUCGAAUUUUUCUUUUUUUUCAUGUUCAUUGCCUCCCAUCUUUGGUUCUUUUCUCUCUUUUCCAUUUCAUCUGCAUGGUAUCCCCCAUGCUACGUUUUUUCUUCGUGAUCGAAAAAAGAACCCGGGGCUAUGUGUUGCGUUGGGCUGGGAUGAAUGAUCUUUUUGAGCUUGUUUUCCUGCCUGUUGCAUGAUUCAUCUCUUAUCCCCGACGUGUCUGUGGCCGGGGUGCACUGCACUGUAUUGUAUCAAAAAGGAUAGAUCUGGGGGAGAAAGGAUGGAAUGGGGGAGCUAUAUAUAGAUGGUGGAUGGUUCCAUGAUUGUGUGUGUCUGUGUGUUGGGGGAAAUUGGUGCGCAUCGAUACAUCCUCCUCUGUGUGAUGCUUCGAACUUGGGAUCUUGUACAGUAACUUGGGUCCGAUGGGGCUUGGGUUCUGGAUAUGGAUUAGAUCUAGAGCGGAUAGAAUUGGAUUUUCCUGUUCAUGA
Penicillium subrubescens is the source of this 3009-nucleotide messenger RNA. Its product is annotated as citrin. The transcript is spliced from 4 exons. The coding region runs from base 314 to 2386 and encodes 690 amino acids. The record is from RefSeq and is a predicted model, not a curated record. Lineage: Eukaryota; Fungi; Ascomycota; Eurotiomycetes; Eurotiales; Aspergillaceae. Gene Ontology annotation, biological process: malate-aspartate shuttle; aspartate transmembrane transport; L-glutamate transmembrane transport. Gene Ontology annotation, molecular function: L-aspartate transmembrane transporter activity; calcium ion binding; L-glutamate transmembrane transporter activity.